CUCCCUGCUCCGGGGCGGUGGGGCAGGUCCGCAGGACGCCUGGGUUCUCUCCGGGCCUGGCCUUCCCUUCCCCCGGCGGCGGCUGGGCGGCGCUGCGGGGGGAGCUGGGCGCUGGGCCCGGCCUCGCCUCCCCGGCUGGCUCCGUCUUCGGUCGCCGCUUCCCAACCCCGGCCCCGGCCCCAGCCUGGCCGCGUGGGGCCCCUCCGCGUGCAGGCCGGAUGCUCCCCGUCCCCACCAUGAGCGAGCUGGGGUCACCCCACCCCAGCAGAGACUGGGCCCCCUGACACCUUCCCGAGUCCUCUGCGCGCUGGGCCCUGUCAUGUCCCAGGCCGGAGAGGGGCCGGACCGAGGGGCCCGGCCCAAGGAGAGGUCGGGCGAGGCCGGGGGGUGGCGCAGCGGACGCAGGAGAACAAAGCUACCGGAGCCCCCGGCGGGGCAGGAUGCAGAGGGGGCCGAGCCGGGCCGGCGGGCGGGGCGCUCGCUGCGGCAGAGGAUCCAGGACGCGGUGGGCCAGUGUUUCCCCAUCAAGGGGAGCGGUGGGGCCCGCUCCCCCGAAUUCUCCCCUUCCCAGCGCAAGAUCCACCUGCGGGAGCUGAUGCUGGAGACCUGCCCCUUCCCGGCUGGCUCGGAGCUGGCCCGCAAGUGGAACCUCAUCAAGCAGCACACGGCCCCCGUGUCGGCCCAGGAGGGCCUGGCCUGCGGCGGGGCGGGGGCGGCGGAGGACGAGGACGACCGGCUGCGGGAGCGGAGGCGCAUCAGCAUCGAGCAGGGGGUGGAGCCGCCCCCGGACGCCAUGAUCCACACGUUCGAGGCCACGGCGCAGAUCAACCCGCUCUACAAACUGGGGCCCAAGCUGGCCCCCGGCAUGAACGAACUGGCCGGGGACAACCGGGCCACCCUGGCCCCCCAGGAGGAAGAGGAGGAGGAGUUGGUGGCGGUGGCGGCGGCCCCGGAGCCGGAGCUCCGCGUCCACACCCAGAUCGACUACAUCCACUGCCUGGUGCCGGAUCUGCUGCAGCUGACCCGGCUGCCCUGCUACUGGGGGGUGAUGGAUCGCUACCAGGCCGAGGCCCUGCUGGAGGGGAAGCCGGAAGGGACCUUCCUGCUGCGGGAUUCGGCCCAGGAGGAUUAUCUCUUCUCGGUCAGUUUCCGGCGCUACGGCCGCUCGCUCCACGCCCGGGUCGAGCAGUGGAACCACAACUUCAGCUUCGACGUGCACGACCCCGGCGUCUUCCAUGCCCCCACCGUCUCGGGCCUGCUGGAGCGGUACAAGGACCCUAGCGCCUGCAUGUUCUUUGAGCCUCUGCUCUCCCGCCCCGUGCGCCGGCCCUUCCCCUUCGCCCUGCAGCACCUGUGCCGGGCCGUGGUGGCCGGCUGCACCUCCUACGACGGCAUCGGCCGCCUGCCCAUCCCCGGCGCGCUCCAGGAGUACCUCAAGGAAUACCACUACAAGCAGAAGGUGCGGGUGCGGCGGCUGGACACCCGCUGGAACUGAGGCCAGCCCGUGGCUUUGGUCCUCUGGGCCACGGCCCAAAGACGAGGGGCCGGCUCCGGGAUCAGGGCCGAUACGAGGCCGUAUUGCCCGUGAACUUUCUGCCUUUUACAGCAGGUUCUGGGCCCCCUGUGCUCUGGGACUGUCGGGCGGAACCAUGUGUCCCAGUUACUGCCCUCCCCAGGGGCCGAGGAGGGGGGAGGUUCGUUAAAGAAGCCCCUGCCCCGCUCCUGGUGGGGGGAAGACGCAGCCGGAGCCUCAAUCAGCUGUUUUAUUUAAAGGGGCUGGGUUGCUGGAAUAAAGUCCUGUUGCUGUGACUCAUGUCUCUGGGCUGCAGCAGGGAUGUGGAUCACCCAGCUCUGGCCCUCAGCCCCCGCCGCUAGCUAGGAAAGGGGGUGGGCUGGCGCCAGAUGAGUUGGGGGCUCUCGGCCACGCGGGAACAUUGUGGCUGCCCGACGCCCGGGGCUACAGCGCUGGGCUGUCCCUGCUCCGGCUAGCGGGCAGGGAGAGGCUGCCUUCGGCGGACCUGGAUCCAGCUGGGAUGAAACCCCUGAACUGAGAAAAAUAGGGACAAUGCUCAACCGUGACCCACUCCCCUUCACCUCCUAUUCCAGCCCUGGGCUCCAUCCCCCCAUCAUGGGGAGCAACCCUCCCCCCUCUGUUCCUUUGGAGGCCACGUGCUGGGAUCCCAGCACUCCCAGAGGGUGGGGGUGACAGACCCAUUCCUUGGUCUGUGCCCCCUCUGUCCCCUGCCCCCGAUCCCCCUACCCUGGCCGCACAAUACAAGAACAUCCUAUGUACCAUUCCCUGGGGCAGGGCUCUGCUCCGGCUGCAUGAACGGGGA
Molecule: messenger RNA, 2336 nt
Organism: Mauremys reevesii (Reeves's turtle)
Lineage: Eukaryota; Metazoa; Chordata; Testudines; Geoemydidae
Product: suppressor of cytokine signaling 5-like
Exons: 2
Coding region: 320-1495 (391 amino acids)
Biological process (GO): phosphatidylinositol phosphate biosynthetic process; intracellular signal transduction
Cellular component (GO): phosphatidylinositol 3-kinase complex
Molecular function (GO): 1-phosphatidylinositol-3-kinase regulator activity
Source: RefSeq, a predicted model, not a curated record